GCGCCCCCUCCCCCGCGCGAUCGGCCCUUCCGGCCCCCCGCUCGCUCGCUCCCUCCCUCCCUCCAGAGCCCCGAGGCGUCGAGGGUGGAGGCGCGCCGAGGCUCCGCGCAAGCCGGCCCAGAUGGAGGGCGCGGGGAGCGAGGCCCCGAGCCAUUCUCUUCUGAGUUGUGAUGAAUAGUGUGGUGCUUUGAAGGUGGAUAUGCUAACCUGGCUUUGCAGACAAUGUAUCAGAUAUUAGAUGCGUUGGACUAAUAUCUGUUGAUGGUUUAAAACUUUCUGUCAAGAGCCCAGAAUGUAUUGGUGUGUCGGGAGACAGGAAUCUGCAGACCAUGGCGAGAAUACCACAGAACAGCAAGAAGAUACACGGGACAUGGGUGGCCGACAGUCCACAACAGAGUCUUUCUCCGUUGGCCAGUCCUCUGUGACCAAGGCCAUUCAGAAUCUCUACCAAAGCAGAGACUUUGAGGCUGCUCUACAGCUGGUCAGAUCACCAAGCCAGAGGAGCCUCUCCCAGGAGGAAAAGGGUCAUCUCUUGAGCCUUUCAGCCGCUUAUGGGGACCUGCAGGCAGUAAGAUACUUGCUAAAAGAAGCAGGCGUGACCAUAUCCCUUGAACCCAGUGAUGAUAAUCCAGCGGUGGUAGCUGCGUAUUUUGGACAUAAGGACGUAGCACAAGAACUUCUAGAUUCUUUUCUUGGUGUAACGAACGUCUCGCAACUCCUGAGCUGGAUGCUGGCGGUGGCUUGUCAACAAGGCCAUCUAGAGGUGGUUAAGCUCUUGGUCCUGGCAUACAAAGCCGAUCCGGACAGCUAUGCCGUGAAAAAAAAUGAGUUUCCAGUCCUCCUUCGAUUGCCACUUUAUGCUGCGAUGCAAGCAGGGCACGAUGAUGUUGCUGCCUUCUUGCUGGAGAAUGGUUCGUUCUUUUGUUCCUACACCCUAAUGGAUUGUCCCAAUGCUAGCAAACGCCUUCUUUGCAAACAUUUCAUUGAACCAGUCCCUUUAAGCAGAAAUGUCCAGGCAAAGCCAGGUCUUUCUGUGAACUGGUCGAAACUUAGGCUUCCUUGGGUGGAUUUUGACUGGCUGAUAGAUCUUUCCCACCAAAUAACGGAGCUCGACCUCUCUGCUAAUCAUCUGGCCUCCCUUCCAUCCAUCAUCCCUUGGGGACUGAUCAACCUUCAGAAACUGAACCUCUCUGACAACCGAUUAAAUCAGCUGCUUGAUGUACAGUCAUCAGAUGGAAUCAUAUGCACAAAGCUACUCGAGAUUGACAUAUCCAACAACAGAUUCCUCAGUCUUCCUUCGGGUUUCUUGCACCUUUCCAGACUCCAAAGACUUAUUGCUGCCAAAAAUUAUUUAGAAAGAUUAUUUGAUGAGGAGAAUGCAACGAACUGGAUUGGAUUAAGAAAACUGCAGGAAUUAGAUGUCUCAGACAACAGGUUAUCAGAGCUGCCCGUUUCCUUUCUGCACUGUCUGAAAUCACUGCAUAGCCUCAAUGGAUCUAGCAAUAACUUAAAAGUGUUUCCUCAACCAUGGGCCUGUCCCUUGAAAUGUUGCAAAAUAGCUAAAAAUAUGCUGGAAUCUCUGCCUGAUACUUUGGCAGUGUUUUGGAAAAACCAUCUCAAGGAAGUAGACUUUUCUGACAAUUCCCUGAAAGAAGUUCCACAGUGUCUCUUCCAGCUUGAAGAUCUGACCUCCCUGAAACUCUCAGGAAACCAGAUAGUCAUGUUGCCUUCUUCAGAGAAAUGGUCUUGCCGAUCGCUGAAAUCUCUGGAUCUCUCCAAGAAUCAGCUUGGAAAAACUGAGGAAGGGACCAAAACUAAAUGGAUUCCAUUUUUCACUACAAGGAACAGGACUUGUGUCGGCACUGAGAUCGGAUCUACCCUGCAGUUUCCUGAAUUCCUGGCCGAUACUCUGGAGGUCCUCUGUCUGAAUGACAACCAACUAGACUCCGUCCCACAAUCAGUUUGCCUUCUCAGAGGGCUGUCAGAACUCUACUUAGGAACUAACCCAGGCAUCCAAGAACUUCCUCCUGAGCUUGGACAACUGGUUAAUCUUUGGCAGCUGGAUAUCGAGGAUCUAAAUAUUGGCAAUCUUCCAGUGGAGAUCAGAAAAGAGGGGCCCAAGACCAUUUUAGCUUACUUACGUGCCCAGCUGCGCAAAGCAGAGAAAUGUAGUCUGAUGAAGAUGGUGGUGGUGGGUCCUCCACGGCAGGGGAAAUCCACCUUGGUUGAGAUGCUGCAGACAGGGAAGCCUUCUCUAUCAAUGCCUGAUAAUGCCACCAUCCGGACCACAAAAUGGGAGCUCCAGAGACCUGCUGGAUUGAAAUCAAAGGUUGAUGCCGUCGAGUUUAACGUCUGGGAUAUCGGAGGCCCCGCCAGCAUGUCAACAGUCAACCAAUGCUUCUUCACAGAUAAAGCAUUGUACAUUGUCAUCUGGAACUUAGCACUGGGGGAAGAAGCUGUGGCAAAUCUUCAGUUCUGGUUACUCAGUAUUGAGGCCAAGGCUCCAAAUUCAGUUGUGCUGGUGGUAGGGACUCAUCUGGAUUUGAUUGAAACAAAAUUCCGUGUUGAGAGGAUCGCCACUCUAAGAGCCUACGUCCUAGCCAUCUGUCGAUCUCCCUCAGGUUCAAGAGCCACUGGUUUUCCAGACAUCACCUUGAAGCAUUUACAUGAACUCUCGUGCAAAACACUGGAAGGCUUGGAUGGGUUGCGACAGUUGAUCUUUCACAUCAGUGCAAACAUGAAGGAUGUUGGAAGUUCCAUCGGCUCGCAGAGGCUUGUUGGGAGACUGGUCCCAAGGAGCUAUUUGAGCCUUCAAGUAUCUGUCAUAAUUGAGCAACAGAGGAGAAGCCAAAAUGAUAACGUGCAAUAUCUCACUGACAAGGAAAUACAAGAAAUCAUUGAGAAAACUCCAGCCAAUGACAUCAAGGACUAUGAAGACAUGCAGUCUGCCAUCAAUUUCCUAAUAGAAACAGGAACACUGAUGCAUUUCCCAGACACAAGCCAUGGGCUGAGGAAUCUCUAUUUCCUUGACCCAGUGUGGUUGUCUGAAUGUCUGCAGAGAAUCUUCAACAUCAAAAGUUCAAAGUCAGUUGCCAAGAAUGGUGUGAUCAAAGCAGAGGACCUCCGGAUGCUGAUGGUUGGGACAGGUUUCACCAAAGAGACAGAAGAGCAGUAUUUCCAAUUCCUUGCCAAGUUUGAAAUUGCAUUACCGAUAGCUAACAACAGUUAUCUUCUGCCCCACCUGCUUCCUGCCAAGCCAGCCUUUGAUGUUCAUGGCUUACGCCACCAGACAACAAACACCAUCCAAAGAGUAUUCAAGAUGAGUUUUGUCCCUGUUGGCUUUUGGCAACGGUUUAUCGCCCGGAUGCUGAUCAGUCUUGCGGAGAUGGAUCUUCAGUUCUUUGAAAACAAGAAGAUGACCAAGAAUAGAACUAAAAGGUCUGCCAUCUACAGCUUCACAGGCACACAGAGAAACAGAUGCAGUACAUUCCGGGUUAAAAGAAAUCACACAAUUUAUUGGCAAGAAGGACUGUUUGUCUCCUUUGACGGAGGCUAUUUAAGUGUGGAGUCCUCUGAUGUGAACUGGAAGAAGAAGAAAAGUGGUGGCAUUAAAAUCAUCUGCCAGUCAGAUGUGAGGGAUUUUUCAGCCAUGGCUUUUAUCACCGAUCAUGUGAAUUCUUUGAUAGACCAGUGGUUUCCAGCCCUCACCGCCACCGAGAGUGAUGGAACUCUACUGAUGGAGCAGUAUGCACCUUGCCCCGUCUGUUCAGCUGCAAAGCCCCAUGAUGGGAAAGACGGCCUGAAAAAAGAAGAUGUACAGUACUUCAAUAUGGAAGACUGUUUUCUCAGGGCCAUUGAGCAGGACAGCAUCACCUGUGCCCAGCAUCCAGAUCUACCUGUCCCUUUACAGGAGUUGGUGCCCGAACUUUUCAUGACGGAUUUUCCAGCCAGAUUAUUCUUGGAAAAUAGCAAACUGGAAUACAUAGAAAAUGAAAACAGCAUUCUCGGCCAAGGAGGAAGUGGAACAGUUAUAUAUCGGGCACAAUACCAAGGAAAACCGGUAGCUGUCAAACGUUUUCAGAUUAAAAAAUACAAGAGUUCUGCCAAUUCAGCAGCAGACACGAUGCUGAGGCACCUGCAGGCAAUGGAUGCCAUGAAAAGCUUCUCGGAGUUCCGCCAGGAGGCCAGCAUGCUCCACUCACUGCAAUACCCAUGUGUGGUCUCCUUGAUUGGGAUCAGCAUCCACCCACUCAGCUUGGCCUUAGAAUUGGCUCCUUUGGGCAGCCUCACCACUGUACUGUCGGAAAAUUCUAAAGGCGCUUCCUAUGUACCAUUGGGGCACAUGUUGACCUUCAAAAUUGCAUAUCAGAUUGCAGCAGGCCUGGCGUACCUCCACAAGAAGAACAUCAUUUUCUGUGACCUGAAGUCCGACAACAUCCUCGUGUGGUCUUUAGAUGUGAAGGAAAGCAUCAAUAUCAAACUGUCUGACUAUGGGAUUUCUCGGCAAUCCUUCCAUGAAGGAGCUUUGGGAGUGGAGGGCACUCCUGGCUAUCAGGCUCCAGAGAUACGGCCUCGCAUCGUCUAUGAUGAAAAGGUGGACAUGUUUUCAUAUGGCAUGGUGUUGUAUGAGCUGCUGUCAGGGCAACGCCCCAUCCUGGGACAGCACCAGCUUCAAAUUUCAAAGAAACUCUCCAAGGGGAUCCGGCCUGUCCUGGGUCAGCCAGAAGAAGUGCAGUUCCACCGAUUGCAGGCACUCAUGAUGGAGUGUUGGGACACCAAGCCAGAAAAGCGGCCACUGGCCAUCUCAGUGGUAGGACAAAUGAAAAGUCCCUCCUUUGCCACAUUCAUGUACUGGCUACCAUGUGGGAAGCAGUCCUUCUUCUCUUCUCGAGGACAGGAGUACACAGUAGUAUUCUGGGAUGAGAAGGAAGAGAGCAGGAACUACACUGUAGUAAAUACAGAGAAAGGAUUCAUAGAGGUUGCCAAAAUGAGUUGUCCAGGAAUGAAGCUAUGCUGCCAGCUGAAAUUUCAGAAUUCUCUAUGGACUGCAACAGAGGACCAGAAGAUUUAUAUAUACAGUUUACAAGGAAUGUGUCCUCUGAAGGUUCCACAGAAAGGCAUAGACACUCCAGCUGUUGUCACAUGUUUUCUUGCAGUGCCUGUUGUGAAAAAGAACUCCUACCAGGUCCUGGCUGGCUUAUCUGACGGGUUGAUUGCAGUUUUCCAAGUCACAAGCGGCGUCCUCGAGGACAACUGCUGCUAUCUUUGCUCCCACACGGCAAACCGUUCCUUGUUCAAUAUCAGCGAUGAGGACACCCGCCAGAAUCCUUACUCUGUGAAAGCAAUGGAAUUGGUUAACAAUGGGACAGAGGUCUGGUACAGCAAUGGCCCUGGCGUCCUCAUCGUAGACACUGCAGCCAUGGAAAUCACCAGGCGACUGGAGCCCUACAGUCCACCAUCCACGGUGGUAUCCAUUGUCUGCAGCUCAGAUUGCAAUGGGGAAGAAGUGGCCUGGUGUUUAGAUGAUACCACCAACUUCCUGGUGAUGUACUACACCUCUACCUACCAGCUCUGUGCCCGGUACUUCUGUGGGGAUCGUAGCCCCCUGAGGGACAUGUUUACGAUUCAACAACCCUCAGCCUUGAUUCCUACAACACUAACUGCAAACAGGGAUGUGACUCCUGAAAGCACCUCUUUGGCCAAUGUGAGCAUCCUGCAGAGCCAGGAGCUCGGCACUCAAAUACUAAACAAUCAGGACUCCCUGACAGACUACUGCUCUAUGUCCUCUUACUCGCCGUCAUCUCCCAACAGAAUGCUGAGAUCUUCUUCAAGCUUCCCAAGCUCGCCCGCGAGUUCCUCCAGCACACCUUUCUUGACUGAUUACGAGGAGUCCAACAAGCUUGAGGAGCCAAGCCUUCCCUCUGAGAAGUCUGAAAUGGGUCUCCAAGCUGUGCAGAUCCUGCCUGUGAAAGAUCUCCUGUGGAUUCCCAGGCAAGGUGGUGAUAUCAUUGUGAUUGGCCUGGAGAAGGAAUCCAUCUCUCAGCGGGGGAGAGUCAUCGCUGUGCUGAAGGCUGUUGAGUUGGCCUCCUAUGGGUCGCUGGUUGAUGCUGCUGUUCUGGCCAAAGACAGGGUUGUAUGUUGCUUCAGAAAUGAGUUGAUGGAAUGGUGCUUGGCUCUCUGGAGGAGUUGGGGAGCCAAAGACUUUGACCUUUUCUACCAAUCCCAAGAAGAUUUGGGGAGGCUUGAAAUUUGCCUGCGCAAGAGAAGGUAGUGCCUGUCGAUCAGAGGCAACAGCCAGAAAACUGACACCGUUUUAUUUCUUUAAAAUAUCCAAACUAGAAUGUUUAUAAAAAGGGAGUGGUUGCUCCUUGGUUCUGCUGCUAAAGGAAACCUAGGUGGGCUUGUUCCCCUUCAUGCAUCUGAAUUCUCAGCCACAUAAUUGUCAAACAAAUGUCCACACCCUUCUUCCAAUCAGGUGCAAUGUGCAAAGCCAACCAAUGCCAGCUCUGCAGGGUCACUGUAAUGCUGUUUUGUUUUGUAGCCUGUUGCUAACACAGCCCUUUAGAAGUGUUAUCUUCUAGGAGAGAAUAUGACCAACAAGUGCAUCUCAGCUUCCAUUCUAGCGAAAGACUGCAGGGGAAGACAGGGAGGACUGGAGUCCAAUUAUGGUUGCAGGUCAUUUCUGUAUGAAAUUCUCCAGCUUACAGUAUGAAUAGAACUAUACCAGGUUAAAUGAGGUUGUAUGACGAAUGUCUUAUUCUGGUGGAAAGGGGCUUCAUGUUUCUUACUCUUCUAUGUUAAACCCAGUAUAUUUGAGAAUACACUUACAAAACGUGCAAGCUCUCAAUUCCACAGAAGCAAAGUGUCCGUAAAGUUUUGAGGUUGGUCCCAAAUGAAUACAAGGUAAUUUUAAAUCAUUUAGGGAUCAGGGACUUAAUUGUGACUAAUGUGUUUCAUUGAUUUCAGAGGUCCUUAAAUAUAGCCCUCUUUUUUUAUAUAUAUAUUAUGGCCCAAUGUCUUGAGAACCCAGGCAGGUUUUUUUGUGUUGUUAUUACUUUAUCGUCAUCAUUUCAGCAUUACCAGGCCCGGCCAGCACACAAAAGAAGCAUAUCAUGUAUAUUUUAUGAACAUAUUGACAAUUGGAAAGAGUCUUUUUGAGAUCAUUUUUCCAACAGAAGGAUUUUUUUUUAAGUUAGAAAAUGCAUUCUGAUCUAACUGUGGGUUGUUUGUUAUAUGUUAGCUCUUCUGAUUCCUACUGCAGUUUUACUAUGAAGCUCUUAACAGUCCCUAACUCACCAUUCUUAGUUAACUCUCAACUCCUAUUUUGACUGGGAGAAAAAAGUAAUUUUCAUAUUUAACUGCUCUGUUGCAACAUUCAUAGAAGCCUGGUUUCAUACCUUCAUCUGGCUUCAUCCAACUCCUUAUAUGGCUGCAGAAGCUUAGGAAGAAAGAUAGGGCAGACAGAUCAAUUUUCCUUCAGACAGUUCCUGGUCAUAUUUUCCUCCUAAACCGUCUCUCUUAAAAGCAGUAAUUAAAAACGGAGCACCAUGGAGUGUUUCUCUUGCUAAAGUGUAGGAACCAAGCUAAAUAGGCCUCAUCAUGAAUGCUCUUCUUACCAUUCCUGUAGUCCACAGUUGGGGAAAACAAUGGCCCUCCAGAUUGUUGAACUACCAUUCCCAGUUCAGAAUGGCCAUCUGUCCCUGGGGAGAAAAUGUCACAGAGACAGAGAACGUGAUGCAGGGCUGCUGUUCUUUGAGGUAGCCCUGAGCAUUAUUCAAACUAUGUAUUUGCACUAACUCUUGGUGUCCUUCUGCAACCCACAAAUAGAGAUCGUUGCUGGCUUUAUACAUAUUACCAUAUUUUAUGUAACCCUUUGAAAUAUGUUCAUAUAAAAGCCACCAGGGCUAUGUUUUGGCAAAUAUAAAAUGAACCUUUUUGUGAAUGCAUGGAUCGAUGUUUUUUUUUAAAGCCAUCCUAAUUAAAAAAAUGUUUAUUGCA
Molecule: messenger RNA, 7998 nt
Organism: Python bivittatus (Burmese python)
Lineage: Eukaryota; Metazoa; Chordata; Lepidosauria; Squamata; Pythonidae
Gene: LRRK1
Product: leucine rich repeat kinase 1
Biological process (GO): protein phosphorylation
Molecular function (GO): ATP binding; protein binding; protein kinase activity
Source: RefSeq, a predicted model, not a curated record